AUGAAUAACAUCGUCGUUUUUGCUGGUAGUUCCCAUCUCGAUUUAGUGAAUAAGAUUUGUGAGAAUCUAGGUAUUGAAAGGUCGCAAGUGAAGCUAGGUAAGUUUUCAAAUGGUGAGACCUCCAUUAGUAUCGAAGAAUCUGUUAGAGAGAAAGAUGUUUAUGUGAUUCAAAGUGGAUGUGGCCAUGUUAAUGAUAACUUUAUGGAGCUAUUGAUUCUCAUCAAUGCCUGUAAAACAGCUGAUGCAUCCAGAGUCACUGCUGUGAUGCCAUACUUCUCGUAUUCAAGACAGCCUGAUAUCCCAUACACAGCUAAGGGUGCUCCAUUAAUAUCAAAGCCUAAGGAAAAAUAUACUUUUGAGUCACAUCCAGGAACCCCUAUCCCUCAAUCCAUGCUAACAGUAGAGAAGCCCAUGUCCCCAAAUUCAAGUAGGCUAGAUGCCGCAAGCUCAGCUUCUUCAUCAGGUCCUCAGUCUCUACAAAGUCCCACUCCUUUGCGUCCAGUAGAGUUGAGACCCACCUCAUCUACUUCUUCGCGUAUCCCCAUGAUUCCAAACGGGAAGGCUGAACAUCCAUCUGAGCAGGAGCAAGAUUCAAAUGCAGACGCCCUCUUUAACGCAAGCAAUUCUAGUUAUAAGCUAUGGGUAGCCCAAGCAGGUACUUUGAUCGCUAAUUUGCUAACUACGUCCGGAGCAGAUCAUGUCAUCACUAUGGAUUUACAUGAUUCUCAAUUCCAAGGAUUCUUUGACAUUCCUGUUGAUAACCUAUACUGUAAACCUAUCACUCAGGCUUAUAUUCAACAUCAUAUUCCUAACUAUCAGGAUUGUGUCGUUGUUUCUCCAGAUGCUGGGGGUGCUAAGCGUGCUGCAAAAAUCGCCGAUGUCUUAGAACUUUCUUUUGCUAUGAUUCACAAGGAAAGAAGGUCACAGCUUUUGAAAGGUCCACCUGGCGCCACCUUAACAUCAGGUGGUGGCGUUCCAGUAUCGACCAAACCUUUAAUUGAGUCACUGGAUAUUAGGACAAGUCUCUCCAAUAAUGGAAACAAUAAAUACGUGAACACUACUAUGUUGGUCGGUGAUGUCAGAAACAAAGAAUGUAUUAUUGUUGACGAUUUGGUUGACACCUCAUACACCAUUACUAGAGCAGCAAAACUCUUGAAGGACCAAGGAGCCACUAAAAUAUAUGCUUUGAUUACACAUGGUAUUUUCUCAGGAGAUGCUCUAAACCGAAUUGGACAGAGUGUUAUUGAUAAGAUAAUUGUCACAAACUCUAUUCCACAGGACGAAACAAUUAAGGUACUAGGUGCUGAUAGAGUUGAGGUUCUAGAUGUCUCUAAUAUUUUCGCCGAAGCCAUCAGAAGAAUUCAUAACGGAGAAUCGAUAAGUAUUCUUUUUGAACAUGGAUGGUAG
This is a messenger RNA of Kluyveromyces lactis, 1407 nucleotides long. RefSeq names its product ribose phosphate diphosphokinase subunit PRS5 (gene PRS5). The record is from RefSeq and is a predicted model, not a curated record. NCBI's taxonomy places the organism in Eukaryota, Fungi, Ascomycota, Saccharomycetes, Saccharomycetales, Saccharomycetaceae. Gene Ontology annotation, biological process: ribonucleoside monophosphate biosynthetic process; purine nucleotide biosynthetic process; 5-phosphoribose 1-diphosphate biosynthetic process. Bases 1 to 1407 code for a protein of 468 amino acids. Gene Ontology annotation, cellular component: ribose phosphate diphosphokinase complex; cytoplasm. Gene Ontology annotation, molecular function: ribose phosphate diphosphokinase activity; magnesium ion binding. The transcript has a single exon.